Syngnathus acus (greater pipefish) is the source of this 5202-nucleotide messenger RNA. Its product is annotated as histone deacetylase 4-like. Gene Ontology annotation, biological process: negative regulation of transcription by RNA polymerase II; chromatin organization. The record is from RefSeq and is a predicted model, not a curated record. Gene Ontology annotation, cellular component: histone deacetylase complex. Gene Ontology annotation, molecular function: histone deacetylase activity. The transcript is spliced from 27 exons. Bases 404 to 3694 code for a protein of 1096 amino acids. Lineage: Eukaryota; Metazoa; Chordata; Actinopteri; Syngnathiformes; Syngnathidae.
CUGCGUGCAGGGGCGCUCCUCCAUGUGACGCUGGGCCUGAACACAAAAAUCCAGUAUGGCGGAAUCUGUCAGGAGAUGAAUUUUUCGUGCCCCCUCCUCCUCCGCCGCCGCCGCCUCCUCCUCCUCUCGCCAAGCGGAGAAAAAAAGCCCGGCGGUGUCGCAUGGGAGAGGACUAAACCCCGCCGCGCGGGACGAACGUCGGGACGGCUGGUCGCCUCCGGGCCCAUCGAGUGGAGCUUCCGGUUGGCACCAGUCUGACACUCUUGGUUGGAGUUGCCGAAUCCAAAAGGCUAAUGGCAAAUUUCUAGUCUGGAAACAUUCUGCCGCCACGGUUGAAUGGUCUUUCGACUAGGCCCGAAAAUAACCUGCCGAUUUGGUCACUUGCCACCUCUCAACUUCAGUGAUGACAUCGCACAAUCAUCAAGAAGGGAUGCUGGGGAAGGAGCAGCCACUGGAGGUUCUCAAGACGUCGGCGCUCAACCACAUCCCAACAGUGGACAUCAAUUCAGCACUGCCGCUGCGCCUCCCGCCUGCCGCCAUCCCCAUGGACCUGCGUGUGGAGCAGCAGCGGCAGCAGCAGCAGCAGCAACGGCAGCAGCAGCAUCAUCAUCAGCAGGUGUCGCCACAGGCCGGCGGCGGCGGGGCCUCCGCCCCUGUCCGCGAGCAACAGCUGCAACAGGAGCUGCUUAGCCUGAAACAGAAGCAGCAAAUCCAGAGGCAGAUCCUCAUCGCCGAGUUCCAAAGGCAGCACGAGCAGCUUUCCCGCCAACACGAGGCUCAGCUCCAGGAACACAUAAAGCAACAACAGGAGCUGUUGGCGAUCAAGCACCAACAGGAGCUGCUGGAGCACCAGAGGAAAAUGGAAAAUCAUCGUCUGGAGCAAGAGCUGGAGAAGCAGCAGCGUGAGCAGAAGUUGCAGCUGCUGAAGAACAAGGAAAGGGGGCAGGAGAGUGCCGUGGCAAGUACGGAGGUCAAGAUGCGUCUCCAGGAAUUUGUCCUCAACAAAAAAAAGGCCCUGGCUCAGCGGAGCCUCAACCAGGGUGGGCCCCACAACGAUGCUCCCUAUUGGUACAGAAAAACUCAGCACAGCUCUCUUGACCAGAGCUCACCUCCACAGACUGUUAUGUCCACCUAUAAUCAUCCUGUGCUGGGCGUCUACAAUCCACGGGAUGACUUUCCACUUCGGAAAACAGCCUCCGAACCCAACUUGAAGCUGCGCUCCAGGCUGAAGCAGAAGGUCAGCGAGCGGAGGAGCAGUCCGCUCCUCCGUCGUCGAGACAGCCCCAUCGCCUCUGCAAAAAAACGCUCUCUCGACAUGGCAGAUUCUGCAUGUAGCAGUGCCCCGGGCUCGGGCCCAAGCUCCCCGAACAACAGUUCCAACAACAUCCCCAAUGAAAACGGCAUCACUGUGUCAGUCUCCAACAGCAAAGAGGCGCCCAUGAGCCAGAGGGUGUGCAGUGGUGCCGAGCGAGGCUCCAUUAGCCAACUAUCACUCUACACUUCGCCAUCCUUACCAAACAUCACCCUGGGCUUGCCCGCCACUGCUACCGCCACCGCCGCAUCCAAUGUGACGUCUGCUCAACAAGAUGGCAGUUUGCAGCCAGCGCUCUCCCUCAGCCCGCCGUUCCUCUCAGGUGGCCACUUGACACCCUACUUGGCUGAAGCGGCAGCAGGGACAGGCGGGCACAGUCCGCUGCUUCAACACAUGGUACUGAUGGACCAGACUCCUGCACAGAGCCCCCUGGUGACAGGUGUGAGUGGCUUGUCCAUGUCGCCGGCAGCCUCCAUGGCCAAGCUGCAGCGCCAGCAUCGACCUCUGGGUCGCACCCAGUCGGCGCCGCUGCCUCAAGGGAGCGCCGCUCAAGCCCAUGCCCAGGCGCUAGCGCUACAGCAGCUGGUGGUCCAGCAGCAGCACCAACAGUUCCUGGAGAAGCACAAGCAGCAGCAGCAGCAGCAGCAGCAACAGCAGCAACAGCAGCAACAGCUUCAGUUCAACAAAUUGAUAGCCAAGCCCGGCGAGUCGCCCGUGGGCCGCCAGCACCAGAGCCACCCGGAGGAAACGGAGGAGGAGCUGAGAGAGCACCAAGAUGUCGGCGCGCUACCGCUCGGGAUCACCAUCAAGCAGGAGCCUCCCGACCAGCUGGAGCUCCAGGAGGAAGCGUUGCAGCAGCACCAGCACCGGGAGAGGCAGGCGGAGCAGGAGCUUCUCUUCAGACAGCAGGCCUUGUUGUUGGAGCAGCAGCGAAUUCACCAGCUGAGAAACUAUCAGGCUUCCAUGGAAGCUGCCGGACUGUCUAUCUCCUUCCCGGGCCACCGUCCUCUAUCGAGGGCUCAGUCGUCCCCAGCUUCAGCCUCCCCGUUCUCCAUUAGUGUCCCGCAGUCCGAUCCGCCCAUCAAGCCUCGUUUUACCACAGGUCUGGUGUACGAUUCUCUAAUGCAGAAGCACCAGUGCAUGUGCGGCAACACUAACAGUCACCCGGAGCACGCGGGGCGGAUCCAGAGCAUUUGGUCCCGCUUGCAAGAAACUGGACUCAGGGCUCAGUGCGAGUGCAUCCGUGGGAGGAAGGCCACUCUGGAAGAACUGCAGACGGUUCACUCGGAAGCCCACGUCCUUCUGUACGGAACCAACCCUCUCAGACAGAAACUUGAUUGUUCAGUCACGCCCAUGUUUGUGCGGCUACCGUGUGGCGGGGUGGGCGUGGACAGUGACACCAUCUGGAAUGAAGUCCACUCCUCCAGCGCAGCUCGCCUCGCCGUCGGCUCUGUUGUGGAGCUCGUCUUCAAAGUGGCCACCGGGGAGCUGAAGAAUGGUUUCGCUGUGGUGCGACCUCCGGGACACCACGCCGAGGAAAGCACUCCCAUGGGCUUCUGCUACUUUAACUCUGUGGCCAUCGCUGCCAAACUGCUGCAGCAGAGACUCAACAUCAACAGGAUCCUCAUCGUCGACUGGGAUGUUCACCACGGCAAUGGCACCCAGCAGGCCUUCUACGAUGACCCCAAUGUUCUGUACCUAUCUAUUCAUCGCUAUGAUGAUGGCAAUUUCUUCCCCGGUAGUGGCGCCCCUGAGGAGGUGGGAAGUGGCCCGGGAGUCGGGUUCAACGUCAACGUGGCUUUCACCGGGGGGCUCGACCCACCCAUCGGAGAUGUCGAGUACCUGGCUGCCUUCAGGUCAGUGGUCAUGCCCAUCGCCAAUGAGUUUGCUCCGGAUAUCGUGCUAGUGUCCUCUGGCUUUGACGCAGUGGAAGGACACCCUCCACCUCUUGGAGGCUACAUGCUGACAUCCAAAUGUUUUGGCUUUCUGACCCGCCAGCUGAUGAGCCUUGCCGAAGGCAGGUUGGUCCUGGCUCUGGAAGGGGGUCAUGAUCUAACAGCCAUCUGUGACGCCUCAGAGGCCUGCGUCGCUGCCUUGCUGGGACAGGAGCUGGACCCACUACCCAAGGCUGUGCUGGAGAACAGGCCCAACGCUAAUGUCGUGCACUCUCUGGAGAAGGUCCUCGAGAUACACUGUAAAUAUUGGCGCUCGGUGUGUCACCAUUUGCCACAGCUGGGGCUCUCGCUUCUAGAAACCAAACGCGGUGACUCGGAGGAGGCCGAGGCCGUCAGUGCCAUGGCCUCUCUGUCAGUGGCCGCCAACACGAACGUUGUGGAUCACAGACCAGAGGAGGAACCAAUGGAAGAGGAGGAGCCAUUAUAACCAGGUGGGGAUACGUAGCAGUGCCACGCUGUUAGCAUUGACCUCUUUGAGCGGAGGACACCUCUUUGAGCGGCCGGCCGGCUGGCAAGGAGUCUCGACUGAUCCCUUCAUUUAGUCCCCCCUGACACCAAUUGAUUGGCGGAGGGACAAGGGGUGGGCUCAGCCUUGGAGCAGGGAGCCAAUCAGGAGACAGAGGACUGAGAUGGGGGGAAAAAAAAUAAAAACAGAAGAGUUACUUCGUGGUGCUCGUCUGGAGAUGUUUUUCUGUCUGUCUUUGCCCCCCCCCGACGACAGCCUACAGUGGCGAGUGACCAAUGCAGCAUUUGCUGAUUUUUAAGUGUGUGUGGGGGGGGGCGAGUUUGGCUAAGUGAGAUUCUUUGAGGAAACCAAACGGCUUCCAUCCGAUGCCAACACUGGAAGACAUCCAUCCCCGUCUGCCGGUGACGGCUGACCAUUUUCUUUUUUUCUCAACUAGCUCCGCGACGGGAAAAGAAUUGACAAACAUGCAUUCACUGUGGACUUUGGCUCUUACAAACACUCAUUUUCAGUAGAGGUUCUAUGAGGAGUGCCUUGGUGAGGGUCUGCUGGAUUUCACGAUUGUUCAGGAAAAGUUUGCCUUAAGAUUUCCUUCUCGGAGAUCAGCGCCAGGGAGGGAUGACAAUUUGGACAAUACAGCAAACAGUCUUUCAGCAUGUUUACUUGGAACGUGGCCAUGCGCCUCGUGAAGAUUUUAUAUUCGGAUUUUUUUUUUGGGGUGAGGAAAAGGACAUGCUCUGGAAAGGUAGUUGCCAGCUUUGGUGGAAACGCACAUCAUUUGAUGCUUUGACUCUUAUGUAGCUUCCCUUUAAAAGAUGACUUUGCAGAAAAAGCAUGAGAGGAGAGGCCGGACAUUUUUUUUUUUUUUUCCCUGUUUGGAAUGUUUAAGCGAUGAAAGCCAAAGCAUGACUCUGCAUCUAACAAACUUUUGACAAUACAUUAGGAAAAGACUUCCUAGGUCACUACAUUUGAUGGUUGCUCUCGUGAGUUGCUGGCAACUACCUAGUUACUCGUGAAACUCCAGUCGUGUAUAUAAAAUUGAGUAAAUUUUGUGGGGCGCCAUGGCCUCUUCAUAUCGAUUUAAAAAAAAAAAAAAAAUUUCCGCAUCAUGAUUUUUCACCACUUUAUAUUUUAGUGUUUUUUUGUUUUUUUAAACAUUUUUCUUUUUAAUCCAUUUUCUGGAUAGUUAUAGGGCUGCCAGUCACAAAAAUCCUGUCACCGAAUUUCUUCUUUUUGUAUUUAUCAAAACUAAGGAGCAACUUUCUUUGUGCUGCUCUUUGGGCACCUGCGUUUUUGUUUUGUUUUUUCAUCGAUUGUGUAUUUAUACUGUACUGUUUAUAGAAGAUUUGUAUAUGGACACAUUUCUAAACGUACUCUAAUGACAGCUAUGAUAUUGUGAACGGAACACAACGGUGUGGUGUUUCUCCGUGGAAAUAGAUAAAAAAAGCAAAAGAAAAGAAGCAGCGUAUUUA